GAUGACGGACGUAGAUAUGGCUGAUGAGGAUUCACUCGUGCGGAGGCGCUCUAGGCGCGCCACUGCAGGAAACAGGAUGGAAGCUGCGCUUGCGGAGAUGGCAGCUUUGCACCCGGAGCCUGAGUUAGAGGCGGAUGAUAAAGACUUCACUGAUGCUAAAGAUGAAGACGAAAUCUUUGAUUCUGACUUCCAGAGCACGGACGAAGAAGAUGUACAAGAUGAAGACGUCGUGGCGGAGAAGGAAAUCGCUGCAGAGGAGAAGCAAGCUCGUAAAUCAGCGCGUCAACGUGUAACUCGAGCUCUCGAAACACGAAAACCCGCUCCUACAGCUAGCUCGUCAAACAAAGCCGAUGUAGGGACUAGAACACCGUCAAUUCCUAAACGAAAAGAGAGACCUUCGACUCAUCGCUCACUUGACGCCACCACCCGUGAAUCACUCACAAAACGCAAAAGUCGAAGACAAAGCACGAUUCUGAGCUCUCAAAUCCUCAAUUCGCGUCUCAAAGACGCGGAAGAACGUCGAGCUCUACUACCCAAACGACCUAAAGAAGUAACAGUAAUGUACACCCAGGCUGAGCUUUUGGCGAGGGCGCUUGAUACAGAGGAGGGGAAUAUCGUUUCGCAUCGGAAUUAUUUGGAGGAGGAAGAGGAGAAGAGGAGACGGGCGAAGGUAGUUAGGCAGAAGUUGAGUGGUCCUGUGUUGAGUUGGGUUAGUAAGUUGGAGGAUGAGGUGGUACCUGUGGAGGGGCCGUCUAUGCCGCCGUUUGCGGUGCAUGCUACUACUGGUGCAAAUGGGCCACAGGGGUAUUCUAGUACCCAGAACGUAUCAAGCAAUACAGGUACAGGCGGACAACAACAUGAUGCAACAUCCGUGCCGGACUCCUACACCUCGCCUUUCACGAACCUACAAACGUUACCACAAUCUCAAUCACAUUCACCUCCCUCAAAGACCGAAAAGGUAAACAAGAGUUACCUCGAACAUAGGGUGGAUGAAGGGCAACCCAAACCUGGUUGGAGCGAGACGAUGACAGCGGUAUUUGGAUCACAUGUGAAUUGGGAGGAGGUGAAGGUGUAUACAGGGAAGCAUCGCCCGCUUUCGCGACCAGUCGAUAAAUGUCCAAUUACAGGCAGCACUGCGAUCUACCGCGACCCACGAUCUGGUGUACCUUUUGCGAACGUCGAGGCGUAUAAGACUUUGUCACGCCUACUGACACACCAGUAUGUAUGGAACGACGAAUUACGUUGUUACACAGCCGAUGAGAAGGCUGCACAGCUUGAGCCGGAAAUAGACGAGGCGGUAGACGAGACGACGCCGCCGGAUGAUUCUGCUACCCCCAGUUGACGAGGCUUGUUCGCGGACUCCUAUCUUAUACCUUCUCUUUUUUAUUAUGACUUGGAUGUAUCAAUAAAAUUAAUGGGUGUAAUG
Messenger RNA from Fomitiporia mediterranea MF3/22, 1426 nucleotides. RefSeq names its product YL1-domain-containing protein. NCBI's taxonomy places the organism in Eukaryota, Fungi, Basidiomycota, Agaricomycetes, Hymenochaetales, Hymenochaetaceae. The annotation marks the transcript as partial. The record is from RefSeq and is a predicted model, not a curated record. Gene Ontology annotation, biological process: chromatin remodeling; regulation of DNA-templated transcription. The transcript has 5 exons. Gene Ontology annotation, cellular component: nucleus. Gene Ontology annotation, molecular function: ATP-dependent H2AZ histone chaperone activity.